GUGCAGUGGGUCGGCGGGCCAUGGAGGAGGCGGCGCGGCGGCAGCGGCGGCCGGGCCCGCGGGCGGGCGGCGGGGCGGCGGGGGCCUGGUGCUCCGCGCUGCUGCUGCUGCUGCUGCUGCCGGCGGCGGCGGCGGCGGAGGAGCCGCGGUCGUCGCGGCAGCGGGGGGACGAGCAGUGCCAUUACUACGCGGGGGGGCAGGUGUACCCCGGGGAGGCGGCUCGCCUGCCCGUCUCCGACCACUCGCUGCACCUCAGCCAGGCCAAGAUCUCCAAGCCAGCACCUUACUGGGAAGGAACAGCAGUCAUUAAUGGAGAGUUUAAAGAGCUGAAAUUAACAGAUUAUGAAGGAAAAUACCUUGUCUUCUUCUUCUAUCCUCUGGACUUUACAUUUGUAUGUCCAACUGAGAUAAUCGCCUUCAGUGACAGAAUUGAAGAAUUCAGAGCAAUAAAUACCGAAGUUGUAGCAUGUUCGGUGGACUCAAAGUUCACUCACUUAGCAUGGAUUAAUACUCCUCGAAAACAAGGAGGACUCGGACCUAUGAAGAUUCCACUUCUUUCAGAUUUGACGCACCAAAUUUCAAAGGAUUAUGGAGUAUAUCUAGAAGAUCAAGGGCAUACACUUAGAGGCCUUUUCAUUGUUGACGAUAAGAGAAUCCUUCGACAGAUCACGAUGAAUGACCUUCCUGUUGGGAGAUCAGUGGAUGAAACGCUUCGUUUAGUACAAGCAUUCCAAUACACAGACAAGCAUGGAGAAGUUUGCCCUGCUGGUUGGAAACCUGGCAGCGAAACAAUCAAACCAGAGGAAGCCAUGAGAGUGUGGUGGCCAAGGGAAGAACUAUAAUUCCAGAUCCAGCUGGAAAACUGAAGUAUUUUGAUAAACUGAACUGAGACUCACUUCUGUUGAAUUACAUAGGUCACAUUCACCUUGAUUUUUGCCAAUAAAAUUUCAUUAAUUUUGUUA
Tyto alba (common barn owl) is the source of this 962-nucleotide messenger RNA. It is a transcript of the gene PRDX4, whose product is annotated as peroxiredoxin 4. Gene Ontology annotation, cellular component: endoplasmic reticulum; cytosol. Gene Ontology annotation, molecular function: thioredoxin peroxidase activity. NCBI's taxonomy places the organism in Eukaryota, Metazoa, Chordata, Aves, Strigiformes, Tytonidae. The transcript has 8 exons. The record is from RefSeq and is a predicted model, not a curated record. Bases 21 to 842 code for a protein of 273 amino acids. Gene Ontology annotation, biological process: response to oxidative stress; cell redox homeostasis; hydrogen peroxide catabolic process.